This is a messenger RNA of Sebastes umbrosus (honeycomb rockfish), 5141 nucleotides long. RefSeq lists its product as uncharacterized. Lineage: Eukaryota; Metazoa; Chordata; Actinopteri; Perciformes; Sebastidae. The coding region runs from base 108 to 3848 and encodes 1246 amino acids. The transcript has 25 exons. The record is from RefSeq and is a predicted model, not a curated record.
CGGCAACAGAAACACAAAGUACCGACUCUGGUCAACCUAGCAACAGGGAUUGAACACACACACAGAGGGCGGUAUUUGUAAGGGGGACAGCAGGACGAUAAGACGUCAUGAAGGAUUUGCCUCUGUCCCUGCUGAGUCGGGGGUGUGGUCGAUUUGUCUCGUCCAACAGAAACACGGGGAGAGAAGAUGGACGGUUGGAUGUCUGCUUCACACCGGAGGAUUAUUACAUCUGGAAGUCCCAGGACUCUCUCCUGCGAGUGUCCAACAGCGGCCGUCUGUUUGUGGAUGCAGAGUCAUCCCUUCCAAAGACGUACAGCACCCGUAGAGGGCCACUUCUACUGUACUCCCAGGACUUGGUUACUAUGGAAACCAGUCGUUACUCAGAGACAAGAGACAGGAAGCAGCGGGUUGUCCGGCGGUACACUCAACAAGUGGAACAGCGGCUGAGCACCCUCAAGGAGUUAACAGCAGCCAUUUUGAGCUACGGCAACUCUAAGUUCACCUCCGCCAGACUCGCUCCCCUCUUCUUUCCUCCUCUUCAUCUCCCUCUUGCUCCAGACCUUCAUCGUCCCAGUCCUCCACCCCUUCGCACGACACAGGAGCAGCCCAUUCCAGAGCUGCUUGUACAGUUGAACCCCCCGUGCAACUCUCCUGCAGAGAGAAGAAGCACUGAACAACUAGAGAAUCAACCUGAAGAUAAAGAGGAGGAGCAGGGCAGCAGGAAGAGGGUCCGACUGGAUCUGUUCCUCCAGAUACCCUGCACCUCCAGGACUCCAACUCCACAGAUGGAGCCUCAGCCCUGGGUACACUAUGUAGCGAUGACCCCAGAAGAACCAGAGGAACCUCAGACUAGCGAAGUCUCCAGUCUGCAGCAUACUGAAAGUUCACAGCAGACUGAAAUAAAACACCACAGUAUGGAAGAGGAGCUCCAUCAUCCAAACAUGAACUGGGUCCACGACAUGGCAGAUGAUCGAGGCUGUGCCAUUCAAGACAGUGGAACGACCGGCGAUGAAAGCAAUUAUGAAAGAUCGAUGAGUGGGAACAGACAUGGAAGGAUAGGCUUCCUUCCUCCUCUGACAGUGGGACAUUCAGUCUCUAACGGAUCCCGCUUGGAGAAGACAGACAGGCCGAGAUGGGAAGGCCUCAGCAGUGACGAACACCACGCACGAUGCCUACCUCCCAUAUCAGAGAGUCGUACCGUCGCCUCCGGCCGGGGAGUCCAUGCUCAGAACCAACAGGACGCCCAACCAAAGGCAGAAAGAGUUGGGUUUCAAUCCCAAGAACAUCUGAAUAGACUCCAUCAGCAGUCCCUGUUUCUUCCUCUGCUGUUUCCUGGGAAGGAGGAAGAGUUAAGCGGAAAGCAAAGAGGAGGAGGAGAAAAAACAGAGAGACAAUACUAUAAAAGAGAGACAGUAGGGCAGGAAGGAGGAGGAAGAGGAGGAGGAGGAAGAGGACUACCAUCUGAGAAAGGUUCUGUGAUUCUGCUGGAGCCGGGAGAGGAGCCUCCUCCUCCAGUCGGAGUGUUGGGUUGUGUUUCAGGACGGAAAGGCCCGGGCAAACAGAGCUCUCUGGCCUUCUUACAGAACCGACUGCUUGACCUCCAGGAUCCCUGCGAAUCAAUCGAUGAUAACAGAGGCGUGGUUAGAGGCGUUCUGCCUCUGGAGCUGAGAGAUUUGCAGAACGGCAAAUCUGUUGGCAGCGUGAUCUUGGGUCCUGAUGGGGAGAUCAUUCAGCUGUCGCUGUACGACAGCAGCCAGGACCCAUCUCACAAUGAUGGUGACACACAGGAGCAAGCUCUGCAGGUUUUGUCUGCAGAUGGAGAGGAGUUACCCUGGGUUAUUAUGCUGCAGCCUGAACACACACAUACAGAGGGAGAGGUGGAGCUGAACACAGAUGUUCCUGUGGGCGACGUACAGCACCAUCAGUCUGUGCACAAGCUCUUAGAUCUUCACAGAUCAACAGAGACUACUGCAUGCUCACCCAGCAGCCACGCAGGUAAAACUCCAGCGGCUGUGACCAAGAAACAAACAAAGGGUGCAAAGGCAGCGGUGAAAAUCUGGAGAAAGGAUGCUAAAAACAAUAUUAGGAUGCCUCCACUGAGGGAGCAGGUAGGGAAGGAGGAGCCAAGAGGAGGAGGAGGCAACACUGAGGCAGAGGAGGAGGACGAAGAGGAAGAGCUGGACAGUAAAGGACAGACUCGCCAUUUGUCUGGAUCCCAUCAGCCAGGCAGAACUUCCCUCAGUUUCAAAGACCGAGAAUCAAGCCGGCAGAACAUCAUCCCAGAUGAAGCACCAACAGAGGACGCUGUGGACAAAAGGAGGGAGAAUACGAAGAGGAAGGACGCCGAGGAAGCUGCAACAACCACAGGGAAAAGGGAGAUGAAAACAGUGAAAAGUGCAAAAUCAGAAGUGCAAAAUCAGAAGACAUCGAGGAUGAAGAAGGAAGGAAGAAGGCAGAAGCAAAAGACAGGAGGUGAUGCUCGAUCAAUCAGGAGCCAGAAACAAGAGGAGCGGACCAACAGAGAAGCAGUAGAGACUUCUGCUCUCCCUUCUGUGAAAGAAAGGAUGACAGACAGGGAAGAAGAGAGAGGAGAAGUGCAGAUGAAGGAGGAGGGAGAAGAGCGAGGAGAAUUGGCGAGGCAGAAGGAAGCGUCUGCUGGGAGGAAGAGGAGGAGAGGAAGGCUGAAACACAAAGAGUUAGUGGUUGGGAACCAUGAGGACCCCCUGGAGAACGAGGAGGUGGAAAUCAGCCAGGAAAUAUCCACCAGAAGCCCCUCUGCAACACAAAGACACAAUAACAAAACUAAUUCAGAGGAGGGCACAGACGCAGAGGAUCUUCCCUCCAACGCUGACAAUCACAGCAGCGUCGGAUCAGUGAGCUCGCUCAGGUCCGUCGCCGCUGCAUCCCAGUUCAGCCAGAGGAGCUCCAGAAAGUCUGCUGCCCCUUCCUGUGAGGGGGCAGUGGCGGCCGGCGCCAUGGGUCUCACUUCAUCACGUGUCAGCCUGUCGUCAUGUUCAACUGUCAUGAUAACGGAGGAACAGCUGAUGCUGAACCCAGUAAAGCCAGAGUUCUCCAGGCCCAGAAAGACUCAGAAGGAGGAGGAAGAGGAGGCUGCAGCUCUGCGUCGGACCCAGCGAGCAGAGAGACGGAGGCAGGAGGUGGAGAGGAAGAGGAGGGAGCGGGAGGAAGAGGAGAGGAAGCAGCAGGAGAGGGAGCAGACAGAGGAGAAGAUGAAGAGCGAGCUGGAGGGGGAGAGGAGGAAGAGAGCUGAGGAGCUCAGGCUGAAGAAGCUGGCGGAGGAGGAGGAGAGGAGGAAGCGCGAGGAAGAGGAGCAGGAGCGAGCGAGACGGGAACAGGCGCAAAGAGAAAGAGAGAGGAGGAAGCAGGAGGAGAGGAGGCGGCAGAUGGAGCGACUCCAGAGGAUGAGAGAGGAGGAGGAACAGAGGAGGAAAGUUGAACUAGAGCAUCUGCGUCUGGAGGAGGAGAGGAGGCAGGAGGAGGAGAGGAAGAAGCUACAGGAGAUGGAUGAGAGUGAGAGGAUAGAGUACCUCUGUAGGAAGGAGCAGGAGGAGGAGAACAUGAGGAACAAAGAGGAGGAGCGUAAGAGGAGAGAGGAGGAGGCUGCCAUGCGAGCCGCAGAGGAGGCCAGGAUGCAGGCGGAGCUGCUCGCCAGACAGAUGGCGCUGUUGCAGCAGCAGUUGGCCUUUAAAAGGGGUCUCGUGUUGGAGGCUGGAGGUCUGGAGAAAACUCAGGGUAUCUCCAGGCCGUGGGUCUACUCUUAUUUCACUUUGUUAGAGCUACUGGGUCUAAAUCCAACUAAAGCUGAGACCACGACCCCUGACCUUUAACCUCCGUUUGAGAUCAUGAUGGAUGAGUGGGAAAAUAUAUUUGUUUGAUGAAAUGGUUCAUUAAAUCAAAUGGGAGACAAGCAUCUCAUCACAUCCAUACUCCUCAUCUGGUGCAAUACACCUGCCAUGACAUACUGUAGUUGCAUCACACACCCAAGUCUCAGCUACUCACGGCCAGAAAGACCAGUGAAAUACACACAUGGGAAAAAAAAGCAGGGGCAGAUUUUACAGUUACACAAACAGCUAUAGAUUUAUUAAGAUGUUUAGGUAUGAAAAGUAUUGAAUUAUGUUACUAUUCUAUCUAAUUGUACCCAAAAUAACUAACAAAAGGCUCCCAAAGCACUUAGAAAUAUGCAACUCAACUACUUACUGUGUACCCCUACUGCAGAGGAAAACAUUGUAGUACUACAUUUACAGUUACUGGUUGUGUUGCAGAUUCAGAUUUCACUCACAAAAAAAGAACAAAUAAAAUUUGGUGUAUUAUAAUUAUUAAUUUAAUUAUCCAUAAAUUGAGGCUUUGAACUUAAUCUUUCGGGAUACACAGUGUACUCAUACUAGGUUUAGAGGCCUUACUAGUCAGGUAUUAACUAUACUUUGAUAGAUUUUGUGUAAUAAUAUAAAAAUUAAUGCAUCCUAAAAAUGAUGAGGAAUUGUUUUGAUUUGUGUGUGCGUGUGUGUGUGUGUGUGUGUGUGUAUAUGCGUGAGUCAGCGCGAUGGAUUGAAAGGAAUUUUCUCCUCAGUAUGAUGAAAUAUGUGAUGUGAAAUAACCCAACUUCAGACUUAUUUGGAUAAGGUAAUUUCAGUAGCAUUGAGCCAAACACAAGCCCAGAGGUGAUGUAAGCAUCCUGUAAUGAGUGUCAUUAGGUCUACUGGGACCUCCCCAGUGUGCCACAGGCCUCAGGGAACAGGGCCGGCUGCAGCCACACUUCAUACAGCUAAUUACUGUAUGACCCAACAGCUACUGUGUGUUGGCCUCAUGGGAUGCUUCUCUAAGCAAAUACCUCACACCUCAGUAAAAUGAUCAAUAGGCAUAUGUGUAAUGACCUCUGAGGGCGUAGCUAUUGUUUUUGAGAGGUUACUUGCAGUUGUUACAGUGGAAGCGGUCAUGUGAUCGUCUUCAUUAUCCUGAAAGAGCAAAUUUAACAAACUGCACCACAGCGGAGACCAAAACAUGCAACUAAUAAAAAAAACUACAGGCUCUCAAGGACAUUUUGCCCAUUGUGAGGAGAGGGCUACUCAGUUUGUGAUGCUGGUUCUGACAUGUGUUCAAUAAACUCUGUACCAUAAAUUCCA